UUUAGUGUUGAGCUACACAUGAAAGUAGUCUGACCAUCAGUACUAAUGAAUCAUAUUUUCUCCACAGGGUUCAGGAGAAAUCAUCUGAGGAGGUUCACGAUGGUCAUCAAACAGCCUUGAGCUCAAUUUUUGUGAUUCUAGAGGAGCACAUCGUUACUUUUGUGAAGAAUGAGUUGAAGGAGCUCCAGAGGUUUCUGGAUCCAGAGUACUUUGAGAGCUAUGAUGAUGAGUCUCAGGCGAUUAAUGGUGAAGAGGAAGAGCAGAUGAAGAGCAGCAGAAAAGCUUUUCUGAAAAUCGCAAUGCAGUUCAUGAGGAGAAUGAAACAGAAGGAGCUGGCUGACUUCCUCCAAAACCGAACUCUUGGAGCCUUGUGUCACCAUAAACUCAAAUCGAGGCUGAAGAAGAGGUUUCAGUGUGUGUUUGAGGGGAUUGCUAAAGCAGGAAAUCCAGCCCGUCUGAAUCAGAUCUACACAGAGCUUUACAUCACAGAUGGAGGGACUGCAGAGGUCAACAGUGAACAUGAAGUCAGACAGAUUGAAAAAGAAUUCAGGAAACCAGGCAGACCACAAACAAUAAUCAGAUGUCAAGAUAUCUUCAAAGGUCCACCUGGAAGAGAUGUACCAAUCAGAACGGUGAUGACAAAAGGAGUGGCUGGCAUUGGAAAAACUGUUCUAACAAAGAAGUUCACUCUGGACUGGGCUGAAGACAAAGCCAACCAGGACAUACAGUUCCUGUUUCCAUUUUCUUUUAGAGAGCUGAAUGUGCUAAAGGAGAGAAAAUUUAGUUUAGUGGAACUUGUUCAUCACUUCUUUCCUGAAAUCAAAGAAGCAGGAAUCUGCAAGUUUGAAGAGUUCCAGGUUGUAUUAAUCUUUGAUGGUCUGGAUGAAUGUCGUCUUCCUCUGGACUUCCACAACAAUGAGAUCCUGACUGAUGUUACGGAGUCCACCUUAGUGGAUGUGCUUCUGACAAACAUCAUCAGGGGGAAACUGCUUCCCUCUGCUCAGCUCUGGAUAACCACACGACCUGCAGCAGCCAAUCAGAUCCCUCCUGAGUGUGUUGACAUGGUGACGGAGAUCAGAGGGUUCACUGACCCACAGAAGGAUGAGUACUUCAGGAAGAGAUUCAGAGAUGAGGAGGAGGCCAGCAGGAUAGUCUCCCACAUUAAGACAUCACGAAGCCUCCACAUCAUGUGUCACAUUCCAGUCUUCUGCUGGAUCACUGCUACAGUUCUGGAGAAUGUGUUGAAAACCAGAGAGGGAGGAGCGCUGCCCAAGACCCUGACUGAGAUGUACAUUCACUACCUGGUGGUCCAGACCAAAAUGAAGAAGGUCAAAUAUGAUGGUGGAUCUGAGACAGACCCACACUGGAGUCCAGAGAGCAGGAUGAUGAUUGAGUCUUUGUGUAAACUGGCUUUUGAUCAACUGCAGAAAGGCAACAUGAUCUUCUAUGAGUCAGACCUGACAGAGUGUGGCAUUGAUAUCAGAGCUGCCUCAGUCUACUCAGGAGUGUUCACACAGAUAUUUCAAGAGGAGAGAGGCCUGUACCAGGACAAGGUCUUCUGCUUCGUCCAUCUGAGUGUUCAGGAGUUUCUGGCUGCUCUUCAUGUCCAUCUGACAUUCGUCAACACAGGUGUCAAUCUGCUGUCAGAAGAACCAUCAGCUUCUCUUCUGGACACAUCUGAUCCAUUAUCUCUCUACCAGAAUGCAGUGGACAAGGCCUUACAGAGUCCAAACGGACACCUGGAUCUAUUCCUUCGGUUCCUCCUGGGUCUUUCACUUCCGACCAAUCACACUCUUAUACAAGGCCUUCUGGCACAGAGGAAAACAAAUUUUUCAACAACUGACCAAAUAGUUGAAUACAUCAAGUUUAAGUUCUGUGACAUAAUAUGUGCAGACAAAAGCAUCAACUUGUUUCACUGUCUGAUGGAGUUGGAGGACACUUCUCUAAUGGAUGACAUCCAGCGACUCAUGAGAACAGGAAUGCUGUCCACAGAUAAGUUUUGCCCUGCUCAGUGGUCAGCUCUGGCCUUCAUCUUAUUAUCUGCAGACGAAAAUUUGGACAAGUUUGACCUGAAGAAAUACUCUGCUUCAGAUGAGGCUCUGGUGGGUCUGCUGCCAGUGGUCAAGGCCUCCACUAAAGCUGUAUUGAGUUGCUGCAAUCUGUCAGAGAGAAGCUGUAAAGUUCUGGCCUCAGUUCUCAAUUCUGAUUCUUGCACUCUGAGAGAGCUGGACCUGAGUAACAACGACCUGCAGGAUUCAGGAGUGGAGCUACUCUGUGAAGGACUACAGAGUCCUCACUGUACACUGGAAACUCUCAGGCUGUCAGGCUGUCUAAUCACCAAGAGAGGUUGUGCCUCACUGGCCUCAGCUCUAAGUUCCAACCCCUCUCAUCUGAAAGAGUUGGACCUAAGAUACAAUCACCCAGAAGACUUGGGAGUGAGGCGACUUUCUGCUCGACUGGAGGAUCAAAACUGUAGACUGGCCACUCUCAGGAAGGACCACAGGGGAUCUCAAUUUAUGCAACCUGGCCUGAAGAAGUAUGCCUGUGAACUCACACUGGACCCAAACACAGCACACAGAAACCUCAUAUUGUCAGAUCAUAACAGAAAAGUGACAGCAGGGAAAAGAAAGCAGUCAUAUCCUGAUCAUCCAGAGAGGUUUGACUUCUGGAAACAGCUUCUGUGUACAGAUGGCCUGACUGGACGGCGUUACUGGGAGGUUGAGUGGACAGGACAGGUUUAUGUAGGAGUGACUUACAGAGGAAUUGAACGAAAAGGAGCAGAUAACGACUCCUGCAUUGGAAGGAAUGAUCAGUCUUGGAGCCUUAAGUUCUCUGAUGGUGAAUGCUAUGGCCUGCACGAAAAUAACAGAAUUUUCAUCCAAAAAACUCCUUCCAGAAAUGAAAGGGUUGGAGUACAUCUGGACUGGCGUGCUGGCACUCUGUCCUUCUUCAUUGUCUCCUCUGACAAACUGAUCCACCUUCAUACCUUCUACACCACAUUCACUGAGCCAGUCUACCCUGCUUUCAGGAUUAGGACGAAGCCAUUAAACUCAUCAGUGUCACUGUGUUAGAUACAGCAAAGCUUAUUGUUAUUGACACAAUGAACCUGAAAGCAGCUUUGUGGGAAUGAAUUUUACUCAAAUUCAACUGCAGAUAUAUGUAACAUUACAAACUCAUUCAUGUGGAGCGUCAGUCUUAUGUAGUGUCCACUGUCUGGGAGGAAUAAACAAG
Molecule: messenger RNA, 3231 nt
Organism: Mugil cephalus (flathead mullet)
Lineage: Eukaryota; Metazoa; Chordata; Actinopteri; Mugiliformes; Mugilidae
Product: protein NLRC3-like
Exons: 7
Coding region: 264-3071 (935 amino acids)
Molecular function (GO): protein binding
Source: RefSeq, a predicted model, not a curated record